Octopus sinensis (East Asian common octopus) is the source of this 2285-nucleotide messenger RNA. RefSeq names its product coenzyme Q-binding protein COQ10 homolog B, mitochondrial. Lineage: Eukaryota; Metazoa; Mollusca; Cephalopoda; Octopoda; Octopodidae. Gene Ontology annotation, biological process: cellular respiration; ubiquinone biosynthetic process. The transcript is spliced from 7 exons. Gene Ontology annotation, molecular function: ubiquinone binding. Gene Ontology annotation, cellular component: mitochondrion. The coding region runs from base 678 to 1313 and encodes 211 amino acids. The record is from RefSeq and is a predicted model, not a curated record.
CUUUUCUAUGAAACAUAGGGUGUUGUUUGAUCGAGAUUCUGUUGCUGUUUCAAGCAGACUGAGUGAGAGACGAUCUAGUAGAGACGUGGGCACCCUUUUCUGAGAAGCAGGUCGCGCUACUAAAAAAUAAUUUUUCAUUGGGCAAAGCGUGUCGUUCAGAAAGUCCCGUGGACCGCUGGUUACCCUUGGCUUAUCUAGUCGCUCCCUCACUUGCUUUUAUUAUUACAAGUGAUGAUUUUAAAUGUAAGCAGAAAGAAUGCGAAGUGAAUUAUAUUUUUAUCUGUUUUAUACUUCCCACGAUAAAACGUACGAAGGGAAGUAACUAAGCAAGUAGUUCUCCGGUAACCACUUCAGUACUUUUCGAGGACAUCAGUACGCGCAUUUUUAAGGUUUGGGCACCUUUCCAAGCUGAUGAAGAUGGUGGUGAACAGUUGAAUGACUUGAACUGAGCUUACUCUCCAAUUCUUCAACUAACGCAGCAUAAUAUUUCUCAAACUCUGACAAAAGAAGCUCAUCAUCAAAUUCAACAGGGUUUUCUAUUACCAUUUUUGAACUUUUCAAACCAUCUUCUGCAACUUCUUUCAUUCAAGCACUCUUCCCAACAAACAGAAUGAAUAUUUCAGCCAUGUCAUAAUAUAUAAGUAUCUGUGAUAGCGAUUGACCAAUAUGACACAAAUAUGGAGUUAAUGGUCCGGACACAUCAUUUGUCUAGAUAUAUGAGACAAUCCUGUCUAAAAGUUUUUCGCAAUGGACAAAUUUUACACAGGCCAUGGAGACAAGAAAAAAGAGAACUGUUUACAUUGCCAAAUUUCAACAAUAGGCGAAAGGAAUAUUCUGAACGAAGACUUCUUGGCUAUUCAAUGGAACAAAUAUACACAGUUGUAGCAGAUGUCGAAAGGUAUCCUGAGUUUGUUCCUUGGUGUACAAAGGCUGUUAUAUUUCAUAGGCUGCCAAACCACUUUAAAGCAAAAUUACAGAUUGGUUUUCCUCCACUUAUAGAGCAGUACACAUCUGUAGUGACUUUAGCUAAGCCACAUUUAGUGAAGUCUGAAUGCACAAACGGCAAGCUAUUUAAUUUAUUGGAAACAACAUGGCGAUUUAGGCCCGGUUUACCAAAUAAUGAAAACACUUGUGUACUUGACUUUGCAGUGGCUUUUGAAUUCCGAUCAGCAUUACACUCUCAACUGUCAACAUUGUUUUUUGAUGAAGUGGUCAAGCAAAUGGUGAAAUCUUUUCUUAAAAGAACAAAAAGUAUCUAUGGACCAGAAUGUAUCAAAAGUCAAAACCCUAAAAUAAUCAAAUAUGUAUCUUGACACAAAUGGUUUUCUAUGAUGAAUGAGUUAAUAUAUUAAAUAUUUAUUCUAUUAUCACCAAAAUAUGAAAAUGUAUUCAAAAAAACUUCUUUCUGCUGCACUGCUAAUAAGGCUUUUAGUAUAUUUAUAGAAUUAAUCUAAAAACAAGUUUAGUAUAUUGGAAAUUAUGUUGAAACAGUUUUUAGGAGAGCUUUUCAUAUUCAUGCAAUAUCUUGAGAUUAGUAAAUUGCAUUUCUCUCUCUCUCUCACACACACUAAAUGUGAAAUUCAUUUUUGUGUAAAAGAAAGUACACAAUACUGUUAGGCACCAUAGGAUAACAUUUAUUCAAAGCCAAGUAUAUGUGAGUUAUUGCUUGGAGUUUUUCAUUCCUGAUUCUCAAGCAAGUGUAAUAUUUAAUCCUUUAGCAUUUUAAACCAGUCAUAUCUGGCCAAAAUACUCUACCUGUUUUAUGUUUGAACUGUCCAGAUAUGGCCUCUCACACUAACCCUACAAUAUCAUUUAAAAAAUUACCAGCUACCUCAUCAAAAUCUCAGAGCUACAAAAUAAUUCGUAAAUAAUUAAAAAUAAUAUGAAUUAAUAAGCAUUACUUUUGACCGAAUAAUGUGAAUGCUAAAGGUUUAAAGCCUGCUUCUCUAUACAUUCAGUCGGGAUUACCGUGUAAUUCUAAAUAACAACUUGGCAGGAAUUAAUAGAUUCUGCAUAUUGGAAUAUAUCGAUGUGCAGAAAAGUAUAAAACAUUCUGUAGAAAACUUUUACAGAUGAAAUGAAUACAAUAAAAUUUCUCGUAUAAAAUUCUUAAAAUGACCCCGGUGGCAUUGUAAAAUCUAGUGAAUGGUAAAAAAGGUAAAUAGUAGUAGUCUUUGGUUGUAAGAAGGAUUUUUGACUUUUGGUUUUAUUUUUUUUUACACUAAGGAAGAUAUGUAAGGAAUUAUUACUAAGGUGAUAAAGUUGAAGAUUUGAGUUGUAAAUAA